Messenger RNA from Prunus dulcis (almond), 1149 nucleotides. RefSeq names its product auxin efflux carrier component 2-like. Gene Ontology annotation, cellular component: endoplasmic reticulum; plasma membrane. Gene Ontology annotation, molecular function: auxin efflux transmembrane transporter activity. Bases 1 to 1149 code for a protein of 382 amino acids. Lineage: Eukaryota; Viridiplantae; Streptophyta; Magnoliopsida; Rosales; Rosaceae. The record is from RefSeq and is a predicted model, not a curated record. The transcript has 6 exons. Gene Ontology annotation, biological process: auxin export across the plasma membrane; auxin polar transport.
AUGCAGUCUUCCCUUGAGAUGACCACACGGGCCUCCAGCUUCAACCAGACGGAUUUUUACGCCAUGUUUAGUGCCAGCAAGGCGCCGAGCCGCAAACACGGCUAUACAAACAGUUUCCAAGGCGGAUUCGGGGAUGAUGAGGAGGCGUUGAAGAUGAGCACUACUAAUAAGAAGAGGAGGGAGAGAAGCAUGAGUUGUGAGGUCUUCAAUGGUGGUAUGGUCUCUUCGUAUCCGCCUGCGAACCCAAUGUUUGAGAGGUCUACCAGUGGCGUUCCGAAGAAAAAAGAUAGUGGUGGUGGUAAUGGUGAGGCAGUGCGUAAUAAGGACCUCCAUAUGUUUGUUUGGAAUUCCAGUGCAUCGCCAGAUCCCGAAGGGAAUCUUAGACAUGCAGUAAAUCGAGCUGCUUCCACUGACUUUGGGGUAAUUGAUCCUUCCAAGGCUGCAGCUCUUCAACAACAUGAAACUGCUGCUUCAAAAGGUAUGCAUCAUUUAAUUGCAAAUAUGAGUCCCGGGAGGAAAACGAGUGCAGAUAGGGAGCUUGAGAUCGAAGAAGAGUCCAAGUUUCCAGCAAGUGAGUCUCCGUACGGUAGUUUCCGGAAGAAGGUGGACAUGGAAGACGGAGGUGUAGCCAAGAAUCACCAAAUGCCUCGUGCCAGUAUCAUGAUUAGACUUAUACUUAUCAUGAUCUGGAGGAAGCUUUUUAGAAACCCCAACACCUACGCCAGCCUUCUUGGCUUGGCCUGGUCUCUCAUAUCAUACAAGUGGCACAUCAAAAUGCCAACAAUUGUAAGUGGAUCCGUAUCGAUAUUAUCUGAUGCUGGCUUGGGAAUGGCUAUGUUCAGUCUCGGCUUAUUCAUGGCUUUACAACCAAAGAUCAUAGCUUGUGGAAAAUCUGUUGCAACAUUUGCAAUGGCUGUUAGGUUUUUAGCAGGCCCAGCAGUGAUUGCUGGAACCUCUAUUGCUGUUGGUCUUCGGGGAGUUCUUUUACAUGUUGCAAUAGUUCAGGCUGCUCUUCCUCAAGGCAUUGUUCCUUUUGUAUUUGCCAAGGAAUACAAUGUCCAUGCAGACGUACUUAGGACUGCGGUCAUUUUUGGAAUGCUGCUAGCCGUGGCCGUAACAAUAAUCUACUAUAUUGUUCUUGGGCUCUAG